AUGGCACUAUUUGAAGAUUACCUAGAUAUAGAAGCGUUGGAAGAUGUACGGGAAAUAUCACAAGUUUAUGUUUGUGGUAUAUGUGAGGAGAUUUGCAACAGUUACUUAGAUCAUAAAUGUUUAAAAAAAUAUAAAAAUCAUCAUAUCGAUGAGAAUCAUUAUUGUUAUCCUUUACUAGAGGAUGGUGUUACAUUAAUCCGGCGUGCUUUAUUGGAAAAUGGACGUGAGGAACUUAUUACGGAGAAAAUUUAUUCAAUAAGUAAAGAAAACAACAAAACCUCUGGCAAUUUUCAAAUUCCUAAUUCCAAAAAUAAGAAGGUAAAAACAAAAGCG
Messenger RNA from Cotesia congregata, 333 nucleotides. NCBI's taxonomy places the organism in Eukaryota, Metazoa, Arthropoda, Insecta, Hymenoptera, Braconidae. The record is from the annotation of a GenBank genome assembly.